Messenger RNA from Phaedon cochleariae (mustard beetle), 495 nucleotides. The record is from the annotation of a GenBank genome assembly. NCBI's taxonomy places the organism in Eukaryota, Metazoa, Arthropoda, Insecta, Coleoptera, Chrysomelidae.
AUGUCAAGGAAUUAUGCAGCGUAUCAAUACGAGAGUGCUUUCAGACCUAGAGCAUUGAAGAACUGGGAGGUUCCCAACUUAUUCUGUGACCGACCUCUUCAAAGAAGCGGCAAAACGAAAAUCAUAGCUAAUUCGAGAGGCCACAUCCUACCUGGAAUAGUACGGCCGCAAUGCAACCCCUGGGGAGAUUUUGUUGGUACUUGGUCGAUGCCAAAAUAUAUCAGUAGAAAGAUGGCUGAUGUGUUGAAUAGAACGGAUUCUGGUAGAGAAAAACUGAAAGCCUGCAAAGCUCGUUUGCUCUCCGAGAAGCUUCCUGAAAAAGAGAUUCCGAAAAAAGAGCCUGAUGAAACCGUAGAUAUAGAAAACGUUGAUAAUGAAGAUACAAUGGUCGAAGAGAGGAAAAUCUAUUGCGAAGAGAAUCAAAAUGUAUCAGUGCCAAAUGAAGAAAUUCAGAAGAAGAUAAUGUGUCCUAUUCAUGAUCUGUACAACGAAUAA